Molecule: messenger RNA, 690 nt
Organism: Asparagus officinalis (garden asparagus)
Lineage: Eukaryota; Viridiplantae; Streptophyta; Magnoliopsida; Asparagales; Asparagaceae
Product: vesicle-associated membrane protein 721-like
Exons: 5
Coding region: 1-690 (229 amino acids)
Biological process (GO): vesicle-mediated transport
Cellular component (GO): membrane
Source: RefSeq, a predicted model, not a curated record
AUGAUGAAGAAAACACUAAUCUAUAGCUUUGUGGCUCGAGGAAUGGUAAUCCUUGCAGACUACACAGAAUUCACUGGGAAUUUCAUUAGCAUCGCGUCUCAAUGCCUUCAUAAGCUUCCUUCCAAAGACAACAAGUUCACCUAUAACUGCGAUGGCCACACCUUCAAUUACCUUGUUGAAGAUGGAUAUGGUAAGGUUUAUUGCAUAUAUUUUUUGGGCACAUAUUGCAUUGUUGCAGUUGAGUCAGUUGGCACACAACUCCCUGUUGCUUUUCUAGAGAGAGUUAGGGAUGAUUUUAACAGAAGAUACAGUGAAGGAAAAGCCACUAAUGCUGCAGCCAACAGUCUUGACAGGGAGUUUGGACCCAGAUUGAAAGAGCACAUGCAGUACUGCAUGGACCACUGUGAAGAGAUCAGCAAGCUUGAAAAAGUGAAGGCACAGGUCUCACAAGUUCAGGGAGUCAUGAGGGAAAAUAUCGAGAAGGUUCUUGAUCGUAAGGAUAAAAUCGAUCCCCUUGUCGACAAAACAGACAAGCUUCGGUCGCAGGCACAAGAAUUCAAGGGACAAGGGGGACAGAUUAGGAGGAAGAUGUGGUGGCAAAAUAUGAAGAUAAAAAUGAUUGUAAUAGGCAUUAUCAUUGCGCUGAUCCUAAUUAUAGUAUUAUCGGUUUGUCAUGGCUUCAAAUGCUAG